Molecule: messenger RNA, 5124 nt
Organism: Ceratina calcarata
Lineage: Eukaryota; Metazoa; Arthropoda; Insecta; Hymenoptera; Apidae
Gene: xmas
Product: RRM_XMAS2 and SAC3_GANP domain-containing protein xmas
Exons: 3
Coding region: 149-4912 (1587 amino acids)
Biological process (GO): mRNA export from nucleus
Cellular component (GO): nucleus; cytoplasm; transcription export complex 2
Molecular function (GO): nucleic acid binding
Source: RefSeq, a predicted model, not a curated record
GCGCAUUGAUAGCUUUACUAUACAAUAAAGUUACCAACUGUUAUUUCAUUUGAAUGAAAUGAGGUAAACCAACCUAAAUAGACACGAGUAUUCAGUAAACACUGUGCAGCACACAUUUAUAUACAUUUAAAGUGAAUUAAAAGGAAAAAUGGAGUGCGAAGAAGUUCCAAUUGAUGCAGAUUCUUCAAAAGUAUUUGUGUUUUCUGAUCCACAAAUACUCAGCUCUCCCAAGCUUAUUAAUACCAGUUUUAAUUCAGAGCAAGUAUCAAAUGUGUCCACUGUUAAUAAAACUGCAUUUACUUUUACUGCACCGACAGUAAUUUCACAACCUACACAGCAAAACAUCUCUGUUUUCCAAACGGAUGAAUUUGAAAAGCAGUACAAACCAAAAAUACUGAGGACCUCAUAUAAACCAGCUGUUAAUGUAUUUGCUCCAGCUCUUAAGGAUACAGCUAUGUUCGAACAAUUACAGAAGAAUUCUAAAUCACAAGUUACAAAAGUUAAUUUGGAAAAUUCAAUAAUAUGUACAAAUGUACCUCAGCCAUUACUUACUAAAGCAAUGGCAAAGGAACACUUUAAUCAGUUUGGAAGUCGUUCCAAAAUCACUAUUCGUCCUAAAAAACAGAUAAUCACUGUUGUCUAUAGUACUAAAGAAGAAGCAACUACAGCUUAUAAUAAAUGUGGUGAAUAUUUGGGAGAAAAGUUUGAUGUACAUUGGACAAAAUCGUUUGAAAAAUCUCCUAUAAAGAAGAAGGACCUACAAAAGAAUAUUGUAUCUGAAAUUAUGUCCAAUUUUUUCAAAUCACCUGACAGUGAGAUUAAAUCUGAGUUGGAUGCUAUGAUGAAUUUAGGAUACAAAUUACAUAACAAAAGUAAUCCUGAUGGUACACCAACUAAACAAAUUAAAUCAAUACAAUCUGCAUCUAAGGCAGCAGCGAAAUUAGAAAAAGCAUCUGCAAAGUCUGAAAAACUUAAAUCAGAUAGUCAAAUAUCAGAUAUAUUACCUAAUGCUACUAUUGAGGAACUACAAAGUAUAAUUCAACAACCUGCAUAUUCUUCUGAGGAUAAGUACAAGGUAUUAGAAGCAAGGGAUAGACUUAUGAGAAUGAGGCAAAUUAAAUCGCACACAUUAGCAGCAGCUAAAGUAAUGAUUGGGACGUGUCCUGACAUGUGCCCUGAGAAGGAACGGUUAAUGCGUGAGGCAAAAAGACAAGUGGCGUUUUAUGAACAAGUUUCAAGGAAUGACUAUAAAAUAAAUCACACAAAGGCAGUGAAGCAGUACUCUAGAUCUUCUGCAGAUCAAGAGGAACCAAUGGCACAUGAAUUAAGGCCAGUGAAAUCAUUGAAGAUGACUAUGAGUUAUUUGCUCCAUGAGAUUGCAGAUCUUGUUAAUCAACAAGGUACGAAUGUGGCAGAAUGGUACCAUUUUUUAUGGGAUAGAACAAGAGGAAUACGGAAGGAUAUAACACAGCAAGAGUUAUGCUGUCCUGACAGUGUUAAAUUGGUUGAACAGUGUGCUAGAUUUCACAUAGUAUGUUCUGAAAGGCUUUGUGCAGAAGAACCAUCUGUUUUUGAUAAGAGGAUAAAUUCUGACAAUCUGACAAAAUGUUUACAAUCAUUGAAAUACAUGUAUCAUGACUUGAGAGUGAAAGGAAUUAAUUGCAAAAAUGAGCCAGAAUUUCGUGCAUAUAUUAUUUUAUUGAACUUAAGCAAUGGCAAUUUCAUGUGGGAUUUACAGAAAUUACCAAAAGACAUACAAAGGUCGGCAGAAGUUCGAUUUGCAUUGGAUGUAUAUCUUGCUCUUGAAUCUAAUAAUUAUUAUAAAUUUUCUAAGCUCGUACGGAAAACUACAUAUUUAAAUGCGUGCAUCUUGCUGAGGUAUUUUAAUCAAGUAAGAUUGACAGCAUUGUCGGUACUUGUUAAAGCUUAUUGCAGGACAACGUCAACAUCAUAUCCAUUAUACGAUUUAAUUGAUAUGUUAAGCUUCGAAGAUGAAGACGAAGCUGUUUAUUUUUGUGAACAAUUAGGAUUAAAUAUUUCGAAUGAUGGUUUAUAUGUAUCACUAAAUCGACAGAACUUUGUCAUGUCUGUAUUAAAUAUAAAACAGAAUAGAGCUCACAAUGUAAUAGAAUCUAAAAGGAUCAAACAAAACUUAUCUAUUGGAGAAUGUAUAGCGGGAGGAGAAAUGCCAAGCAAAAGUUAUAAGGACCAUAAACCACACAAUAGUUUUGAUUUUAGUGGCUAUUUAAUGCUUGAUUCUAUCAAUGCAGAGGAUCAAAGUAAAAACAUUAGUUUUGAAUCGUUCGAUCCGUAUGAAUUCAUUGACGAAGAUACUGUAAACACAGAAUCUAAGGAAGAUGUGAAUACUACUGAAAAUUCGAUCACUGAGAUGCAGACUAGUGCUGCAAAUACAGUUUCAAGCAUUGAAGUCAAUACAGAUGUUUUUGCAAAAUCGCAAGCAGAGAUAAAUAAAUUCCAAGGAAGCAUGAGUACAUCACUAAUUAAAUCGAGAAUAAAAAGUCAGAAGGAUUCAACGAAAUCUGAUUUCAUAUUAGAACAAAAACCAAAUGAAUCUCCAAAUUUAUCUAACAUAUUUAAUAAUACAACAACAAUUUCCACCGCACCAAAUAUAUUUUUUAAGCAAGUUGAUUCAUCGUCAAAGACCGAUUCAUCUCCAUUUGCAACAGCUGCAAAUAAAAGUAUAUUUUCAGGAACAAAGAUAUUCAAAACAAAUGUUACAUCCUCAACAAUACUUUCCGAUGACGUUACAAGUGCCCAAGCCGUUUUAAAACCACAAAAUACUGCAAGUCCUGUGACUACUAGUAAUAAAAAUGCCUCCGGAGUAAGACGUUCCUUCGCAUUUGCAGUAGACAAUAAGAAAACAACGUUGCAAAAAGAAAUAAAACAUGGAAAAUCAAAGUUAGACGAAGAGGAAUCUUUGAAAAGAAUGCAACAAAUCAGUGAAACUGCUGAAGAAAUUCUACAUAGCAUACAAACAGAAGUGAUACAAGCAUGCUGUUCCAGUACAGUAAAGGAGGAAUUACAUAAACUACGUGUUUUCAACCAGCGUAGCGAGAGUAUCAGUAAUGAGAUUCUAGAUGAAGUAACUCAUGAAAUCUGUGAUAAUACAUUAAAAGAAAUGAUUAAUGCGAGAAAAUUGUAUGAGAUGUCAGUAAAAAUGAAAAAUAGAGUGGCUAUAAAGUGUUUCAAACUCUGGAAGCUUAAUGUACUGAAGAGAAAACAACAAAGAAAGGAUGCAAAGGCAUUAGAAUAUACACCUGUAUGGUUGCAAAACUCCAGUCAAGAAUGUGCGAAAUUAUUGUACACUAAAGAACAAGAUUUGGUUAUUGCAAACAUGCGGAAAAAGCACAGAGAUUUAGAAGAACAUAUAAAACCUUAUUCUGAAUCGCUAACACCAAUUGAAGUUAUAAUUUAUGCUGGUAUAAAAGAGAACUUGAAGUUCAUGGAUAUAAAUACGCAUACUAAUUGUUAUUGGAAAUUAGUUAUUUCUUGGCCAAAUUUAUAUAGCAAAACAAUCUUAUGGCACCAUAAAAAAAUAAUAAAUCAAUAUCUUUCUCCAGAAGAUUUCACAGUGGAUCCGAUUAUGAUAUCAUAUAAAGCAAAUCAAAUUGAAACUUUACGUAUCUGCAUCAGGCAAUUUGAAGAUCUACCUAAUGAUCUUAAUUUAAUAGGGUCAGAUGCUCUUUUCUUCGUAGCAGAUGCUUCUGAAGAAAUUAAAUUUACUACAAAACGUUUAACAAAAACUGUAUUAUCAAGGGACAAGUUGAUGCCUAUUCCGCUCAUAUUUGUUAUCUUCGGUAAUUCAAACUUUGACUCUCAAAGGAAGGAGGUUGUUUGCAAUUUGGAAGAAUUAUUGGACUCUGGAUAUUUGUCAACAUAUACAAUUGUACAUGAAAAGAGUUUAACUGAAAAAUCGAUCCUACAUUUAACGCAAACUGGUAUACUUUGGUUGACUGUAAAUGCAUCACCUCAAAAUCCACUACGAAUGGAUUGCUUGCAAGAUUUUUGUGAUAUUUGUUUAACGGAAGAAUUAUGGCUAAGGAUAUUUGAUAACUCAUAUUUUCAUGAAAAUCUACUGUGUGCUUUGAAGCAACCUAACUUUAUAAUCAAUUUGCAUAAUGAAGCUGUAACUCAUUUAACAAAUAUAAUAUUAGAUCCAGAAAUCUUCAUGUACACAAAAUUUGCCCCAGAGUUUAAAAUAUAUGUUAAAAAUCAAUAUAUGAUUCCGUGUACAUAUGAAUACUUCGACGAUGUUUGGAAAAAUGAAGAUCAUAAAGCAAAAUUAGAAGAAGCAAUGUCUAGCUUUAAAUUACCAGAAUGGAACUAUCCGUGGCCUGUAAGUAAUACCACUCUUCAUAGAAGUAUAACAGAUUACAGUCACAAGGCAUUAUCUACUUCAAAGAGUGAGGAAAUAUCUUACAAUGUGCUAAGUAACUUUUUCGUUACUACUGGAAAUUCAGCUGUACCUAAUUUUGUUGAUGUUUUAUUAUAUAUUGUUAAGAAGAAGAUUCAUGUCCUUGACAAAGAUUUAAAUGUGAUUUAUAACAAGAAUCAUGUAAAACAUUUCCGAACUUUACCGUGGUGGUUGAAGUCUGAUUUAUUAAUUUGCUAUCAAACUGUGCCAAGAGAUAUGAGUCUUAGAAGCAUUGGGAAAAGAACGAAAAAGGAGAUUAUUACUGACGAAUUGGAGACGAAGAAACGAAAGACAAGUAUAUCUGAAGAAAAUGAAUCCGGCUUAGAUCCUUUGGCUACAUUUUGUGAAAAUAGUCGGAAUCAAAUCAUGGAAGUAGAUUGCAUUUCAAAAAAGAUAGAAAAUCGUUUGAAGGAACACGAAGAACAAAGCUACUUGUUUGAAGAAAAAUUAAGAAACGCUUUGGUCGAAGGAACUUGAAUAUUAAGAUGAAUGAAUUGUAAAUAGAUAUAAUGUACAAACGAUUUUACAGUAUCAUUUGACAAGUAACGCGUUUAAUUUGUUAUUUUUAUAAACAUAUGAAUAAAUAUACGAAAUGUAUAUUAUAAUUUUAUUGUGCACGUUUGUAUUUCAAUUGAAUCCUUUUAAAUGUGUUGUAAAAGGCGAAUAAAAUGUGAUCACAUUUAAUUGUA